AUGGAGAGAACAGGAAUUCAGAUUUCUGGCUUGAAACAAGCUCCACUGUAUGAGCUAAUUGUUCAGUCUACUCUUAAAGAAAAAUGCAGUGAAGACUUGUCUACAAAUAAAUCUUGCUUCUUUGUGUCUCUUCCAGAUUGCCCAAAGCACUGUUACUUCAUAAACAAGGGCUCAGAAAAAUCAGGUUUAGCAGGAGCCUUGGUCAGCAAGGUCCCAUUUAGCCAUCCAAAGUGUGUGCCUGGCGUAAUAGAGAUUCUUCGACAUCAAAUGGCAUAUAACACUCUUAUUAGCAGCUGUGUCUCUGAGAAGCAUAUAAAUGAAGAUGAUUCAGAACUGCUUUACUUUGAAGUGGUACCACACAAGAACACCAGCUUUUCUGUCUUUUUCCUUCAUCCUGUGAAAGAGAAUUUAGCCUGUGUGGUAAUAGAUGUUAUCACAUCUAGAGAAGUCCAAUGUCACCUUCAUUUAAAUCCUCAAGAUCCAACUCUAAAUUCUAGUGAUGACUUCAUAGCAAGAGCUGUGAAACGUUGCAUGUCAGUCCCUAUUGUCAUGAGAGCCAUUUUCAGGAAUGUUUCCAAGGUGAAAGCUGACAGUAAAAUACAAGAUGUGGACACAGAACAACAACCUGAACCACAAUCAGAGCACGCUACAAAUUCUAAGAGUCUCAAAGAAAGCCUUUCUGGGGUUGGUGGGCAAGACUGGAUAGUGACAGAUAAGCCAAAUAAUACAGACAGCACAGAAGAAAAUAUCUCUACAGCCAAACUGGAAAGUCUGGGUGAGAACAUGGAAAAAAAGUAACUCCUCGCUAUGCACCAAAACUUUGGGAAGGAAAGUAAUUCCACAGCUAGUAUAGAAGCUGAUGUGAUAGACAAAAAAACCUGAUGGUUUCAUAAGGAAAAAUAAAGUCUACUUAGUAAUUCGUGAAUGCAAACUUUUAAAUAUGGGAAAGCAAUUCCCUUGAAUCUACAUCUAAAUCUGUAAAGUCUAACACUGUUCUAUUAACCUUUGUCUUGUUACUGAAAACCUCAAAAAUUGUGAUGGUAAAUAAGAUUCCCUCUAACACUAUCUUUUUUUAUUGUCCGAAGGUAAGGCAUUACUUUAUUCUUGGUCAAGAGAUGUGCGUGGCUGACAAAGUUCCAGUCUCAAUGCUGAGGCCCAUACAAAACUUUUUCACUUAUUUAUGCAUUUUUAGUGAACAAAGACAUUAAUUUAUAUAAUUCUCUUCAUUAAUUAGUAUUCUAUCCCCUCUUAAUUAUUGAUUUCUUUCUCUUCAUGCUAAUCCUACAUCCUUUAUUCCUUCUUUUAUCUUCUUCUCAGACAGUUGCCAACUUUCCAGGCCUUAAUUUCCUCUGUAUCUUCUGGUUACUCUAGUCUCUUCGUAUGGCCAUAAAUGUAAGAUCCCAGAUGCCCAAUCUUCAAAUUCCUUUGGCUUUGUUUAUUGAAAAUUUUCAGGUUUAGUUUUAACCAACUUAAGGUUUCAGUGAUUUAAUGACCAAAGUAAAUGUAUGAAGAAACUUUAAUGGUGUUGGCUAAAAUUGGGCACUGUUAAAACAACUAAUUAAAAAUUAGUUAGGAAAGUUAUAUAACUCCAACACUGCAUCCUUUUCUACCAGAAUAUGGAAAAAAAAAAUCUAUCUAACAUACAUCAUACAGUCUAUGACACACCACAGGCAUUUGAAGUAACAUUUAUCUAUGUCAACAUUAUGCUAAAUAAAUUAAGAAAAAGUUACUUGAACAAUUUUUGUAUACACAAUUAAUAGAAUUCAUGCAGAUGCCUGUCUUUGUCUUCUAUUUCAUAAAUGCAUUCAAUGCAAGACUCUGAACUGCAGUUAUGCUUACCCCUAAAGCACAAAUGAUACUGAAAGGAAACCAAACUUAGUCUGUCAACUCUGACAGGAUAACAAUCUUCAGUAAGAAUGGUAUAAACUCAAGGAACUGAAAAAUAAGAAAUUUUUACCUUAGAUUUUUUUCUUGCCUCGAAGUAUGAAAUGAUUUUGUGAUUUUUU
This is a messenger RNA of Catharus ustulatus (Swainson's thrush), 2006 nucleotides long. Its product is annotated as mediator of RNA polymerase II transcription subunit 1-like. Gene Ontology annotation, molecular function: nuclear thyroid hormone receptor binding; transcription coregulator activity; nuclear retinoic acid receptor binding. The record is from RefSeq and is a predicted model, not a curated record. Gene Ontology annotation, cellular component: mediator complex. Gene Ontology annotation, biological process: regulation of transcription by RNA polymerase II; cellular response to thyroid hormone stimulus. NCBI's taxonomy places the organism in Eukaryota, Metazoa, Chordata, Aves, Passeriformes, Turdidae. The coding region runs from base 1 to 798 and encodes 265 amino acids. The transcript is spliced from 6 exons.